AUGGCGAGGCAGGAACAAGAGGGCGGGGCAUCCUCUCGCCUAUCGUAAGUGAUACCUAGUCUGUGGACGGCUACGGCGCCAUGAACAUCUUGCCGAAGAAGAGCUGGCACGUCCGGAACAAAGAUAAUGUCGCCCGCGUGCGGCGGGACGAGGCCCAGGCACGAGAGGAGGAGAAAGAGCGUGAGCGGAGGGUACUGCUCGCUCAGCAAGAGGCCCGUACAGAAUUCUUAAGGAAGAAAGCCAGGCAUCAGGACUCCCUACCUGAGCUCGAAGCAGCAGAGUUAGGAACGCUGAGUUCUCGCCCUGUGGACCUUUUUCGGGAGCUGCUGGAGGAAGGGAAAGGGGUGACCAGAGGCAACAAAGAGUAUGAGGAAGAAAAGCGCCAAGAGAAAGAGAGGCAGGAGAAGGCUCUGGGCAUCCUGACAUACCUGGGCCAGACUGCAGCGGAAGCCCAGACUCGGCCCCCUUGGUACCAGCUCCCUCCAGGGCGAGGGCCCCCCCUACCGGGCCCAGGACCGGAUGUGAAGAUCAAGAACCGCCUGGACCCUCUGCGAGAGAUGCAGAAGCAUUUGGGGAAGAGAAGGCACAGUGGCGAGGAUGGCAGUCACAGUAGAAAGGAAAAGGAGGGGUCUGAGAAACGGCCCAAAGAACCCCCAUCCCUGGAUCAGCUCCGGGCUGACCGUCUCCGGCGGGAAGCGGCUGAGAGGGCACGGGCGGAGGCCCUGCUGGCCCGUGUCCGAGGUGGGGCGGGGGCGCCCGAGGAGCAACAGCCAGAGGAGGAGGCUGAUGACCGGCGAAGGCGGUACAACUCCCAGUUCAACCCCCAGCUGGCCCGGUGCUCUCGCUGGCAGGACCCCCCUCUUGCUCACUGACUCCUGAGGGUACAGUAGAGGCUGCUACCACCAGCCGUCAUAUAAAACUAUUUAUUCAUAAAUAUUUUCCAAAAUGAAAA
This is a messenger RNA of Pteropus alecto (black flying fox), 952 nucleotides long. It is a transcript of the gene LENG1, whose product is annotated as leukocyte receptor cluster member 1. The transcript has 4 exons. Bases 81 to 872 code for a protein of 263 amino acids. NCBI's taxonomy places the organism in Eukaryota, Metazoa, Chordata, Mammalia, Chiroptera, Pteropodidae. The record is from RefSeq and is a predicted model, not a curated record.